Messenger RNA from Yarrowia lipolytica CLIB122, 1164 nucleotides. RefSeq lists its product as uncharacterized. Gene Ontology annotation, biological process: nucleosome assembly; regulation of DNA-templated transcription. Gene Ontology annotation, molecular function: DNA binding; chromatin binding. The record is from RefSeq and is a predicted model, not a curated record. NCBI's taxonomy places the organism in Eukaryota, Fungi, Ascomycota, Dipodascomycetes, Dipodascales. Gene Ontology annotation, cellular component: nucleosome; nucleus.
AUGUCAGAUACCGACUGGACCCACGAUGACAAGCGACGGAAAAUAGAAAAACCGGUCAAACAGACCCAUGGACACGCCCAUCCGCGCCACUCUCAUUCGCACACUCGACAGACUCCCCGCCCCGUCUUCAAUGACGAUGGAGACUUUGAUUUCAACAGCGGAGCAGGAGAAGAUGAAGAGGGACCCACAGGCACGUCUGCAGGCACAGACUCGGCCGACAGCGAUCUUUCUCCGAUCGAAAGAGGCCCCAGAAAACACUCGGCAGUGCUCAAGACCCAGAUGCAGCAGCCUCCGUCCCGGGAACGACACAAUUCCAACCACGCGGGAUACACGAGCGACACCGGAGGCUCUGUGCUCGACAACGUGUGUCGGUUGUGCCACCGAGGUAACUCGCCCAAGUCCAACCAGAUUGUCUUCUGCGACGAGUGCAGAACGCCCUACCACCAGCUGUGUCACAACCCUCCCAUCGACAGACUGGUGGUUGACGUGGCAGACGCCCAGUGGUUCUGCAAGUACUGCCAGCCGAAACGACGAGAACGGCCCCUGGAGACGGGAAAAUCAGGAGAGGGCUUUUCGACCCAGGUCAAGAAAACGUACCUCUCGUCUCUGUCCAAGGCCCAGCUUGUGGAGCUCAUUCUGUACGCUGAAAACAACGUGCCUAAGCUGCCCAUCUACUCGCCGCAGACCCAUUCCAUCGUGCUGCAGAUGCAGCUGGAAAAUUCUAACAAGACGGACACCACCAAGAGUAACCGACGUUUGCUGUCUUCCAUCAACUACGAGGAUCUGCUUAUCGACACACUCAAGGCCAAGUCGAACGGAGAGGAGGCCAGCGCGCAGCAGAUUUGGAAAUGGAUCGCAUCAGACACAAACCCAGACACUGUGGACCCCAAGUUUGUUCAGGCCGCCACUAUGGCUUUGCAACGAGCUCUGAGAGAAGGCAAGAUUCUGAAACGCGGCAAGUCGUACCGAGUCAAUCCAGAUUACCAGAAGAGUUCCGAGAUUUCGCUUUCGUUGCUCAUUUCUCUGGACGACGAAGCCAUGUUCAGCGACGAGGUCGUGCUCAAGCUGCCUCCUGCUACGGAGGAGGAUCUGUACUACACCAUUGACGACAACGACGAUGUGUUUAGUGCGCGGUUGCACGAUGAGCAGGAGCAGGAGGUGUGA